GCCAGGCCGCGCGGACUACUCAAGAGACGUGCCGCCGCCUGCCCCUUUGCUGCUGCAGCCAUCUCCUUAUCUCUUGCCUUCCUUUCCCGUGGUCUCCUUCUGUGUCGCGGUACGGCAACCUCAGCAUCAACUACAACAACAGCUAAGUGACCGAUUCUGGGACUUGGAGGUGGGGGUCGGGGCGGGCGCCUGGCGCGGACAGCACAAGCGUACCCGCCAUCUCUUUCUAGCUACCACUGCUGCAGUCACCCCUCCCAGACAGGAGAAGAAAGCACUGUCGAGAGGCAUACACUGUCCUGUGCCCGCAGUUAAGAGUUGGAGGGUUUUUGCAAAGCUCUCCUGAGUGCCUUGCUCUUGGAGAAGGGAGGACGCACCCGGUCACUGAGAUCGCGUGAAAAAAAAAAAAUCAUAUCGGAUACUGUUAACUUUUUGUCAGCUUAAUCAAGCAAGGGGCAAUUCUGUCUAAGCCCUCCUAAGCCCUGAGUCAUGUCUCCUCCAACCAUGCCUCCCACGGGGGUAGAUGGCGUGUCCGCAUACCUGAUGAAGAAAAGGCACACCCACAGGAAGCAGCGGCGCAAGCCCACUUUCCUCACUCGUAGGAACAUCGUGGGCUGCCGCAUUCAACACGGUUGGAAAGAAGGCAAUGAGCCAGUGGAGCAGUGGAAGGGCACUGUGCUCGAGCAAGUUUCCGUGAAGCCCACUCUUUACAUCAUUAAAUAUGACGGCAAAGAUAGUGUGUAUGGACUAGAACUGCACCGAGAUAAGAGAGUUCUAGCGCUAGAGAUUCUUCCCGAGAGAGUGCCAACUCCUCGAAUUGAUUCGCGCCUGGCAGAUUCCCUGAUUGGGAAGGCAGUGGGGCAUAUCUUUGAAGGCGAGCACGGUAGGAAAGAUGAAUGGAAGGGUAUGGUGCUGGCACGAGCCCCAGUGAUGGAUACUUGGUUUUACAUCACAUAUGAGAAAGAUCCAGUACUCUAUAUGUACACCCUGCUGGAUGACUACAAAGAUGGUGACCUGCGCAUCAUUCCAGAUUCCAACUACUAUUUCCCUAUGGCUGAACGGGAGCCUGGAGAGGUGGUCGACAGCCUGGUGGGUAAGCAGGUGGAGCACGCCAAAGAUGACGGAUCCAAGAGAACUGGCAUUUUCAUCCAUCAAGUGGUGGCCAAGCCAUCUGUCUACUUCAUUAAGUUUGAUGAUGAUAUUCACAUUUAUGUCUAUGGUUUGGUGAAAACCCCAUAAGGUCAUUGUGCUCUUUGUUGGGGAACAAUUACUUGUAAAAUAUUUUGUAUUUUCAUAAUUGUGAACUUGGAGAACAGUUUUGGCAUCAGAAAUUCAGGAAAGUAAGUAAAUCUUAUUGUGCCUCCAAUUCUUGUAUUGACUAUUCCACAGUUUUGCCCCAAUUAUGGUGGUAAUUUUGAUAUUGCUUGUUCAUUAAUGAGACAUUUAAAUUGGGUGCUAGUAGAAAAUUAAAGUGUCUGUAUUUGUAAUGUAAAAGUAGAUUAACCCUAUUCCAUAUCCUUCUCCCCCAUUUUUUUUCCUUCCUACUUUGUUCUUCCCAGGUGUUGAGAACCAGUCCUACAUUCUUCCAUGUUUUCUUCAUCUUCAUGAAGAUUGUCAUAGUAUUUUAUGUAAAAGCGGCAAGCCACAUGAUUUUCUCUAAUUGCUUUUCUCACUUGACAUGUAGUAACCUGCCAUCAUCCUGGCUGAUCGAUUGCUACAGUCUCUCUGUCUCUCUAACUCUCUCACAUUCACUCUAACAGCUGCAUAUUCAAUACAUGUAGAUGAACCAAAAAGUGUUCAACCUUUUUGUUUUGUUUUUUAAAAUAUUUUAUUAGUUGUCGAUGGACCUUUAUUUCAUUUCAUUUAUAUGUGGUGCUGAGAUUGGAACCCAGUAUGUCACACAUGCUAGGCAGGAGCUCUACCACUGAGCUACAACCCCAGCCCAACAUUUUUGUUAUUGAUGGUCAUUUAUUUCCUUUUUUCCCAUCAUAACUCUACCACAAUACAAAGUGGUACAUUUAUUUCUAUAGGUUGGAUUCUCAGAAAUGCUAACGAGGCAUAUGUUUAAUUUUAAGAAAUUCUACAAGAUUACCAUUCAAAAUGAAAGUACCUAUUUUCAGCAUCCUCUGCAGUAUCAUUUCUUAAGAUUUAAAAAUCUGAAAGGUCAGAAAUUACAUGGUAUUGCCUUUCACUGUGAUAGCCUUUUACUUGACUUCAAAGAGGAUUUCUUUUUCUAUUGGAUGGUUCUCUUUUGUGAUUUGACAAUUACUAUCUUUUGUACAUUCAUCUAUUGAAUUGUUGAUCUUUUUCUUAAAAUUUUGUAGGAAUUCUUGCUAUAAAGUGCAUUUAAUCAUUUGUAGCUCAUGUGUUAUGAUUUUUCUAUUAUAUAAUUAAUCUUGACUUUAUUGGUGAUGGCUUUUGUUUCAUAAUUGUAAGAAAUUUAGUUAGACCAUUAUCUCUUUUAUAACUUUUGUUUCCUGUUAUUUUCCAGAUGUACGUCCCCAUCCUAUGUCAUACCAAUAUUCACCUACAUUUUAUAAUAAUUUUAUUAUUGUUGAAGUUUAAAUGUUUGAUUCAUCUGAAAUUUAUUCUGGUAUAUGGUAUAAAAUAGAGAUCCAACUAUAUAUUUCAUUCACAUUGGAUAUCCAAUUAUACCAUUUAUUUUUAAAAAACCACCAAUUUUUUAAUUUCUAAGCCAAUAUCACAUAGUUUGUAAUAUACUGACUAAUGAUAAGUUUUAGAAUCUGGUAAAGCAGUUUCUCAUUCAUUAGUUUUUUGGUGUUCCCCCCGCCAGUGUAAUUUGUCCUCCAUAUUAAUUCUUUCAUAUGAAAAUUAAUCUUUUUUGUCAUUAACAAAGUCUCAAUUAGAAUUGCAUUAAAUUUCUGCAUCUCUCUUUGGAGGAAAACAUAAUAAUAUUAAUUGUCAACACUCAAGUGUUUUGAAAUAUCGUUGAAAUCUUUUGAUCUUAUUUCAUAGUAUUCUUCAUAUAGGUCUAUCAUGUAAAAUUGAUCUAAAUUUUAAGUAUUUUUAUAGUUGUCACAUUUUGACAUUUUGAAUUGGAUAUAUUUUCCUCCUCAUUUGUAGACUGUUAUUCUGGGCAAUACAAGUAACCUACAGAUUUUUGUAUUUUUAUCAUUUAUCCAAUGGAUUUAUUUAAUCUUCUAAAUUAUA
Molecule: messenger RNA, 3168 nt
Organism: Sciurus carolinensis (gray squirrel)
Lineage: Eukaryota; Metazoa; Chordata; Mammalia; Rodentia; Sciuridae
Gene: Spin4
Product: spindlin family member 4
Exons: 1
Coding region: 487-1236 (249 amino acids)
Biological process (GO): regulation of DNA-templated transcription; gamete generation
Cellular component (GO): cytosol; nucleoplasm
Source: RefSeq, a predicted model, not a curated record